Hyaena hyaena (striped hyena) is the source of this 3081-nucleotide messenger RNA. RefSeq names its product tigger transposable element-derived protein 1-like. The coding region runs from base 105 to 2066 and encodes 653 amino acids. The record is from RefSeq and is a predicted model, not a curated record. Lineage: Eukaryota; Metazoa; Chordata; Mammalia; Carnivora; Hyaenidae. Gene Ontology annotation, cellular component: nucleus. The transcript has 2 exons. Gene Ontology annotation, molecular function: DNA binding.
CACCAAUCAUCGCCCUCGCUAGGGCGCAGUCAACCCACGUCUCCAAGGCAACGUUCUGCACAAAAAGAGGCACGUCCUCCAUCGCCCACCGGGACGGCAGGCAGAUGCACGUGUGGCAGGAGAGGCCAGGAGGCUGCCCUCGUGGGCACACUGGUAGCUGCUGUGGAGAGACUUCAUCAAGGUGCGUGGCUCAGGGAGGCGGAAUGAAGACAACUUCCCGGCUGCAGGUGUCGGGGAAGGCACCCCUUGGUGGGAUUGGCCUCCGCCACAGUGCGAAGCGGGACCGAAAGUCCAUCACCCUGCAUAUGAAGUUAGAGGUGCUUCGGAGGUUUGAGGAAGGCGAGAAGCUGACGCAGAUUGCCCGGGCCCUGGGGCUAGCCACCUCUACCGUUGCCUCAAUCCGUGUCAACAGGGACAAGAUCCGGGCCAAUUCUCAGGCAGCUACACCUGUCAGUGCCACGCAGCUGACCCGCUGCCGGGGUGUGGUGAUGGGCCAUAUGGAACGCUUACUGAGUCUAUGGAUUGAGGAGCAAAGGCAGCAGAACCUGCCCAUCAGCACACUGCUCAUCCAGGACAAGGCACGGCGGCUCUUUGUGCAGCUGCAGCAUGAGCAGGGCAGUGGCACUCAGGCUGAGACCUUUGGGGCCAGUAACGGCUGGUUCGCCCGGUUCAAGGCUCGCAACAAUGUGCUUUUGACAGACGAGCCAGCCGUGGCUGACACCCAGGCUGCUGCCCACUAUCCCCCAAUGCUGCGCACCAUUCUGGAGGAGGGCUCUUACUCCCCACGCCAGGUUUUCAACGUGGAUGAGACAGGCCUAUUCUGGAAGCGGCUGCCAGAGCGCAUGUUGCUGGCACUGGAGGGGGCAGCUGGGCCUGGCUUCAAGGCCUCUAAGGACCACCUGACCCUGCUGCUUGGUGGCAACGCAGCUGGUGACUUCAAACUGAAGCCUCUGCUAGUGUACCCCUCGGAGAAUCCACGUGCCCUCAAAGGCUGCUCCAAGGCCAGCCUCCCUGUAGUCUGGCGCUCCAACCGCAAUGACUGGCUGACACCCAGCAUCUUCCAGGAGUGGUUUACUGGCUGCUUCUGUCCCGCCGUGGAGAGCUACUGUGCCAGCCAUGGCCUCCCACACCGCGCCCUGUUGCUCCUGGAUGGCGCACCCUGCCACCCCGCUCACCUGGGUGGCCUCUCAGCCCACGUGAGAGUUGAGUUCCUGCCCAAGAACACAUCGGCCCUGAUCCAGCCCAUGAACCAGGGUGUCAUUGCCACAUUCAAGGCCUGUUAUCUGCGCCGCACGCUCAGCCAGCUGGUCCAGGAGACGACUGGUGAAGACCGGCCCUCUGUGCGGGAGUUCUGGCGCAGCUAUACUGUCGUAACUGCUGUGGACAACAUAGCCGAAGCCUGGGCAGAGCUGCAGCCUGCCACCAUGAACAGUGCCUGGCGGAAGCUCUGGCCUGAGUGUGUCCCUGCUGGCACUCCCGAGCCUGACACUGUGCCUCAGCUCCGCCGCAGCAUUGUGGCACUAGCUAGGCAUGUGGGCCUUGGAGAUGCAGCUGAGGCUGAUGUGGCCAGCCUGCUGCAGGCCCACGGGGAGCCCCCACCCCACAGCACCCUGCAGGAUGCAAAGGAUGGGAACAUGAGUGGUUCUGGGCUGUCCUGGGAGGCAGGGAGUGGCCCGGUCUCUAGAAAACAAGAGCCAAAUUUCACAGAGGCCGUGGUGGGUCCAGGGACUGAGGAAGCUGGUGUGGGUGCUCUGAGCCCUGAGCAUCUCGCCCAGGCCCUGUCUCACUUUGCUGCUGGUUUACAGGUCCUCGUAGAGAAUGAUCCAAACCGGGAGCGCAGCCUUCGGGUCUCCCGGGGUGUCCACUGUGCUCUUGCCUGCCUCCGGGAGCUGCACCGGGAAAGGAGGCGACAGGCUCGGGCAGCUGCAUCCUCAGAAGGCCCUGCAGUGCUGGCAGCAAGGGAGUUGGCAGGAAGCCUGCCAUUGCUCCAAGUGGGGCCCAUAGAGGGUGGGCAAGUGGCUAAGGGCACAGGUCCUGAAGGUCAGACCUCUGGCGGUCCUGUAUGAUUUAGGGCUUGAGCUUGACCUCACAUGAGUUCUAUCUAAUGAUGUUUUGUUUCUGGAGUUCAGAUACUGCUACUUCUCCCCCAUGGUUCUCGUAUCUCAUACAGUCUUUGUAUGGUGACCCAGAACUCCAGGCUUGGGGAACAGAAGGGUGGUGUUUUAUGAUUAGCAGAUGAGAUGCAGGAUCCAGAAGUGCCCUACACGUGACAGAGAUACACCCUGUAGUAUGGUAGUUGCCCUGCAUAGCCUUCCAGGGUGGCUUUCCUUAUGGUGAGGGGCCGGAAGUGAGACUAGCCUCCCCCAUUUUCCAAACCUGACCUCUCACUCCCUGUACCAUUGUUACCCUUCCUAGCCAACUUAGAUGAGGGUUUCCUGCUCGGGGAAUGUACUUUCUCACUUUUCAUGCCAUCCUCACCUCUUCUGGCUUCCAUGGCAUCAGUUGUCUCAGUGGCAGAGCACUUUGGUUCACUGUGACUUUUGAUACCAGGAAUCACUUCCUUGGUCUGGAAAUGUUUUCUUCCCUGAAUGUCUGUGGCAUGGUGUCUUGGUUUCCCUCCAACCUCCGAGGCUGAGCUUUUUGUGAUUCUGAUAGUCUCCCGGUUCUGGUGCUCUUUGGAAAAUACCAUCCACUCCUAAGAGCUCAUUGUUCACCUCAGAGUUAGCUCCCAGUGCAUUGGUUAUAGCCCAGCCUCGGAGGUUAGACCCAAAGCUCUAAUUCUGAUGAACACCUCCUGACUGUGUUAUCAUCCCGUAUUCCGGUUUGUUUUCCUGUCCCCCAAACUGUAACAGCAGGCAUCAUGGGGUGUCCACCUGACUGCCGAAACACCACUUAGGCCACCAAACCACAGACAGUCAGCAAUCGAAGGUGUUUUUGUGCUCUAGCUGGAUGAGCCACAGGUGGUGGGACAGGGAUGUCUGGGCUCCUGGACUCCUUUCAACACAGGUGCCUGCAUAUGUCUGCACAUGUGUGCACACGCACAUGGGUGCGCGUGCUGAGAAAUAAAGAUGGGAGAAAGGA